Molecule: messenger RNA, 1985 nt
Organism: Amoebophrya sp. A25
Lineage: Eukaryota; Dinophyceae; Syndiniales; Amoebophryaceae
Source: the annotation of a GenBank genome assembly
GAGAAGGGCAAAGAGGACACAACAACGAAGACGACAACGACGCAAAUGCAGAGGAUGAAGCCAAAAAUGAGCUUUUGCCUUGGAUUGCUGCUUGUGGGUUGCGCUGUCUGGGAUCUGAGCCUUUCCUUAACGAACAACUGAUGCCUUUGAUCCGAAACAACAAGAACGAGAAGGACAAACAAGUGGAUAUUUCUCUUUUAUCCCUGAAGGAUUCUUGCGUCCGAUUGUUGUUGGACCCACGGCUAGAGCACCAUCAUUCGCUUUCGCAAUUAACAGUGCGAGCUUUGAUGAGAUUGUUCCUGUCCAUGCAUGCGCACAGCGAUUUAGUGGUUUACGACUAUGCAGCAGGAGCUGGGAAUAUUAGUAGAGAUGGAGAAGGUAUGGAGGAUGAUGAUGAGGAGAUGGUCGAUGCAGUUGCAGAAAAUAACGAGACGACAUCCAUAGAGGAAGCCGCUGCUCAAAACACGGUGGCCAACACAGAGACGCUUGAGCGUGAGCUUGCUGAUUUAGACGGAAAUCUUAUCAAUGAACAAGAAGAUCUCGAUCAAGAGAUGCAGGAGCAGUCAGGAAAUAAAGGUUCAGCUGAUAAAGUAGAGCAAGGAGAUGAAGAUGAGCUACAAGAACCUGUAGUUCUGAAUGACGAGCUCCACUUCGCUGACAUUGCAGAGGAUACCGGUGCUGCGACGUGUCUCUUGCAAAACAUUCUUCAAGGUGGAACGUCGCAAGCGAAGACCAACUACAGUGCCCCUUCCAAGGCAUCAGGCUCAACUAGUAGCGGAGCACCUUCUAAGACAACUUCUCCUGACUUUCUCCUUCUGAUCCAGAAGACUAUGUCAUACCUCUCUCACAAAGCGCGCUUCUUCCUGAGAGAACCGAAAACACACAUCAUUCGUCUAGCAUCAAUCGUCCGACUCUUUGGGCAUUUCGCGGCUCUAGCUGACGUGGCAGAGGUCUUAUCAGAUACCAAAGUGUUGCACGCGUUGCUGUCCGUACUGCUGAGACUGGCAAAACACAAAGAGCAGCAUGCUUUGUUGGCUAGUUUUGGGGAAGAAGGAGGUGCGGAUGCGGGAGACACGACCAGGACGGGGGAACAAGGUAUUUACUUAGUUUUCACAGCUUGUUGACACCGUCAGUAAAGAAAAUCUUCCAAGAACUGUAUCUAGAGCUUCAAAAUCAAGAGCUGCGCCUCCGCAUUUUCUUACACCACCAUUUAGGUUUGAACAACCGAAAGACAUUAUAGUAGAGAUAGACACAACAAAAAUCACAAUUCUAAAUAACUACUGACAUUCAAAUUUAAACAACAGAUACCCUCACCGUCGCCAAGACCCUCCAGGAGCUCGCGGAGCAGAAGGAGCCGCUUUUUUCAAUAGGAAAUUGGGCUUCUGACGCUGUGGACGUACUGCAGAGGCGACUCUACAACUACAGGAGUGCUGACAGUAGUACUUGUACAACAACAUCAGCAGCUAACGACCUGAAGACCAUCUUUGACGAAGAAAAAGCCAAGGUCCUCAAACUGGUGCAAGAGCGUCGGUAUUCGCGUAAGGUUGCCGCUAUGCAGGCACGCGUGAAGUUUCCGGAAGCUGCGACUGCAAGACGCGUCAAAAAGAAUGCAGGAAAAACGCUCAAAAGAAAACAGAAAAAACAUGAAAUGUUGAGGAGAAAGAAGUAGAUGAACUUGAACACCAAGACGAGGGUGUUACUGUCGUAAAAAUGGUUGACGUUGUAAUACCAUCCUCAAUGCGUUCGUUUCACUAUUUAGAGACGCUUGUUUAUUUUACUCUGAUUAUUCAUUUUCUUUUUCAUUCAUCAAACAUGCACAAAUCAUGCAAAGGCAGUCUACAUCAUCAUGUUCAUGGAACUUACCUCUUCGUUCAAGGAUAAAAUGAACCCACCUCGAUGUCGAUUUCCCCACCUUUGCAAAGUAGUGAUCUGAAGAUUACAUCAGCAACAGAGGCGAUCCUUGUGGCUUGUCUGAUUGUCAUGAC